AUGGAAAAUUUACGUUCUGAAUAUGGGAAAUGUUUUACCAGAAAAGCAAAUGUUUUAAGACAUCAGAAAAUUCAUACAGGAGAGGAAGCAUUUUCAUGUUCUGGAUGUGGGAAGUGUUUUACUGACAAAUCAACUCUCAUUAACCAUCAGAAAAUUCAUACAGGAGAGAAAGCAUUUUCAUGUUUUCAAUGUGGGAAAUGUUUUGGUCAGAAAUCCCAUCUUAUUAGACAUCAGAAAAUUCAUACAGGAGAGAAAGCAUUUUCAUGUUCUGAAUGCGGGAAAUGGUUUACUGAAAAAUACCAUCUUAUUACACAUCAGAAAAUUCAUACAGGAGAGAAAGCAUUUUCAUGUUCUGAAUGUGGGAAAUGUUUUACUGAAAAAUCAUCUCUUAUUAGACAUCAGAAAAUUCAUACAGGUGAGAAAGCAUUUUCAUGUUCUGAAUGUUGGAAAUGUUUUACUGAAAAAUCAACUCUUAUUACACAUCAGAAAAUUCAUACAGGAGAGAAAGCAUUUUCAUGUUCUGAAUGUGGGAAAUGUUUUACUGAAAAAUCAAAUCUUAUUGCACAUCAGAAAAUUCAUACAGGAGAGAAAGCAUUUUCAUGUUUUCAAUGUGGGAAAUGUUUUAGUCAGAAAUCACAUCUUCUUAGACAUCAGAAAAUUCAUACAGGAGAGAAAGCAUUUUUAUGUUCUGAAUGUGGGAAAUGUUUUACUGAAAAAUCAACUCUUAUUACACAUCAGAAAAUUCAUACAGGAGAGAUUUCCUGUUCUGAAUGUGGGAAGUGUUUUACUGUGAAAUCAUCUCUCAUUAACCAUCAGAAAAUUCAUACAGGAGAGAAACCAUUUUCAUGUUUACAAUGUGGGAAAUGUUUUAGACAGAAAUCAACUCUUAUUACACAUCAGAAAAUUCAUACAGGAGAGAAAGCAUUUGCAUGUUCUGAAUGUGGGGUACGUUUUACCCUAAAAUCACAUUUUACUACACAUAAGAGAAUUCAUACAGGAGAGAAAGCAUUUUCAUGUUCUGAAUGUGAGAAGUGUUUUACUGACAAAUCAACUCUUAUUAAACAUCAGAGAAUUCAUACAGGAGAGAAAGAUUUUUCAUGUCUUGAAUCUAAGCAUUCUCAAGAGGAUUUGCGGGUCCAUGCGGCUCUCAGGAUUGUUUCAGUCAUAAAUAACCGUCUCUCUGGUGACUGGGUUCCCUAA
Molecule: messenger RNA, 1200 nt
Organism: Bombina bombina (fire-bellied toad)
Lineage: Eukaryota; Metazoa; Chordata; Amphibia; Anura; Bombinatoridae
Product: gastrula zinc finger protein XlCGF26.1-like
Exons: 3
Coding region: 1-1200 (399 amino acids)
Biological process (GO): regulation of transcription by RNA polymerase II
Cellular component (GO): nucleus
Molecular function (GO): RNA polymerase II cis-regulatory region sequence-specific DNA binding; DNA-binding transcription factor activity, RNA polymerase II-specific
Source: RefSeq, a predicted model, not a curated record